AUGAGACAAAGAGAGAUGAAGAUCUCAACUGGUUUCCUCAUCCUACUGCUCUGUGCAAGUUUCGUUCAUGGAGAGCGCCAAAUAGCAUCAAAGAAGUCCCAGUUCACUUACGACGAGGUUUUAGAAAACACCGAAAAAUUUCAAACUAAAAUCGGGAAAGGAGGAUUUGGGAUUGUAUACCAUGGCUACUUGAAAGAUGGCACUCAAGUUGCGGUUAAAAUACUUUCUCCAUCGUCAUUGCAAGGAGUUAGGGAGUUCCAAACAGAGAAUCCAUCUAGAAACUUGGCCUCAUUUAUUGGAUACUGUGAUGAUACCGACAACUUGGCAUUUAUAUACGAGUACUUGCCUAACGGAAACCUAAGAGAAUAUCUCUCAGGGCUACAUUACUUGCAUAAAGGAUGCAAUCCACGUAUUCUGCAUAGAGAUGUAAAGAUUGCCAACAUUCUCUUAAGUGAAAACUUGGAUGCAAAAAUAGCAGAUUUCAGUAUGUCCAUGGUUUUCCCUAGUGACAAUGAGACUCAUGUUGUGGCAUCGGUCAUGGGCAUAGUGGGGUAUCUUGAUCCCGGUUUUACUGGACAACCUGCAAUCAUAGAAAGUGAUGAUCUUGUCCACAAAGUGGAGUGGGUUAAUCCUGAAUUCCUGCAGAGGGAUUUUACAACUAUUUUAUUUCGAAGGAUUUUAGGAGAUUGCAGUGUGGAUUUGCUAAGAUUCAAGCAAGUGCAAUUUGGUCCAAUACUUGGUCCAUUAUUAUCAGCAGUGGCCCUCCUAGUUAUAGUGCUCAUACUGUUCACUUAUGAUGAGGUUCUAAAAUACACCAAAAAAUUUCAAACUGAAAUCGGGAAAGGUGGAUUUGGGAUUGUUUACCAUGGCUACCUGAGGGAUGGUACUCAAGUUGCGGUUAAAAUACUUUCUCCAUCGUCAUCACAACGAGUUAGGGAGUUCCAAACAGAGAAUCCAUCUAGAAACUUGGCCUCAUUUAUUGAAUACUGUGAUGAUACCGACAACUUGGCACUUGUAUACAAAUACAUGCCUAACGGAAAUAUAAGAGAACAUCUCUCAGGAUGCAAUCCACGUAUUCUGCAUAGAGAUGUAAAGAUUGCCAACAUUCUCUUGAGCAAAAACUUGGGUGCAAAAAUAGCAGAUUUCGGUCUGUCCAUGGUUUUCCCUAGUGACAAUGAGACUCAUGUUGUGGCAUCGGUCAUGGGCACAGUGGGGUAUCUUGAUCCCGAGGACGUUCAGAUUUCGUGUUCUUAG
Malus domestica (apple) is the source of this 1254-nucleotide messenger RNA. The record is from RefSeq and is a predicted model, not a curated record. Lineage: Eukaryota; Viridiplantae; Streptophyta; Magnoliopsida; Rosales; Rosaceae.